This is a messenger RNA of Meloidogyne enterolobii, 471 nucleotides long. The record is from the annotation of a GenBank genome assembly. Lineage: Eukaryota; Metazoa; Nematoda; Chromadorea; Rhabditida; Meloidogynidae.
AUGUUAUUAUUACUUUAUGCUCUUCUCGGUGCACUUCUCUUCUUUUGUUUAGAAGCAGAAAAUGAACGUUUAUUAAUUCGAAAAGAAUGGAAUCAAUUAGAGAGAUUGAGGCAACAAACACUUAGAAGAUUAGCUAGAGUAGAGAGGCAUCAUCAAAAAGAAGUUUUGAUACAAUUUGAAAGAGAAUUAGUUAAAAUUAAAUUACCUGAAGCUUUGGGUGAGGGAUUCUGUUUUGAAAUUAAAAUAAUAAUUUUAUAUUUUUUCUUUGAAGCUUGGGACUUUUGGGGUGCUUUAUUUUAUGUCCAAACAGUAUUUACAACUAUAGGUUAUGGGAAUAUAACACCUAGAACUACAGCCGGGCAAGCAUUUUCAAUUUUAUAUGCAAUUGUUGGUAUUCCUUUAGUUUUGGCUUUGUUAAAUCAAACAAGUAGAAGAAUGACUAGAUGGUUAAGUCAGAAAUGGAUAAAGUAG